This is a messenger RNA of Lineus longissimus, 2439 nucleotides long. RefSeq lists its product as uncharacterized. NCBI's taxonomy places the organism in Eukaryota, Metazoa, Nemertea, Pilidiophora, Heteronemertea, Lineidae. The coding region runs from base 200 to 1243 and encodes 347 amino acids. Gene Ontology annotation, molecular function: protein binding. The record is from RefSeq and is a predicted model, not a curated record. The transcript has 9 exons.
AAAACAUGAAGGUGCAUCUUGUACUUUUUAAAGCGUCAUCUUUGUCACAAAUUGUUUGUGGGUUUACUGGAAAUUUGGCAUGAAUAUUUUUCGAUGUUACAUGCCUCAGUGACUUUCGCUUUUGAUUACACCAUUAAAGAGAUGAAUCAGUGAUUAUAGGAUGUGAGAGUACUCUGUGGCAUCACAUAACACAUAAACCAUGGCAAGGAGAAGGUUGGAGGCGGCACUACAAGUCUCAAGGUCUAUCAACAAAGAGAGUGAAUGGAAGAAGAAAUUCGAAAAGGACCCUGUGAUAAAAAAAAUAGAACCAGAUUUUGAAAAGGAGGGAAUUUUCAGUCUUCAAUUUUCAUACGAUGGAGAGAUACUGGCUGCUGGGUAUGGCAACUUUGGAGUUCAGGUUUUUGAUGCCAGUAAUGGUAAACCGAUGGGAGAUGCUGUGAAGUCACGCUAUGGAGGACUCGCGACUACAUGCAUCCGUUUCAAUCCCAAACACCAAAAUGUACUAUAUGCAGCCUCGUCUGAAGGCACUGUUCAUGCUUGUGACCUUAGCAAGGGCCAUGAUCAGCUGAUUAUCGAAGAGAAGGGCAAUGAAAUUAACUGCCUCGACUUCAGUUUGGAUGGGUACAGCUUUGCCACUGCUGGAAAGGAUCUCAAUGUCAGGCUUUAUGAUUCUCAAACUAACCAGCUUUUAAAGACAUUCAAAGGGUACAGUCCUCUUACCCAGGCUCCAGACAACCCUAAGGCCGGUCAUGCCAUGAGGAUCUUUGCUCUCAAGUAUCACCCAGAAUAUAACCAGAUCUUCGUGACAGCAGGUUGGGACAGUACUCUCAAGAUUUGGGAUGCACGGGCCAAUGACGGUGUUGUUAGGAGCAUCAAAGGACCUCAUAUUUGCGGUGACAGUUUAGACAUAAGGGGCUACAGAAUCCUGACUGGUUCCUGGGUAGCUAACCACGCUCUGCAGCUGUGGGACUACACCGAGGGGAAGCUACUCAAGGACAUCCCAUUCCCACAUGGUGGUGCUGGCGAGUUUCUCUAUACAGCUCAGUUCCUGAAUGAUAUCUGUGUUAUUGCUGGAGGAAGCGGGACCAACAGUGUACAGGUGAUCAGCUCUGAUACCAACGAGUGCCUCGGUACGAUCGAAAUGGGCAACAAACCAGUCCAGGCCCUCGAUACAACUCUCGGCGGAGCAAGGAUAGCAGUCGGAUCAGGUGAUUCCAUCGUCAAACUUGUUAGCCUUGCAUGAGAGGUCAUCUUACCUAAGGAUUGUGUUCAUUCCGUCCAAAACUGCCACAAAACAGUGCUGUUCUUUAUGUGGUUGUAUCAACUUAGUAUUCAUUGUUUUGGCAUACUCAUGGAGGUUUCUUAUAUUUUUGAAUAUUCUUCAUUUGUCCUAAUGUCCUAAUUUUGAUAAGUUUGUAUACAUUUUAUAACUAAAUACAUUUGUACGAUCAAAAAUGUAUGAGCACCUUGUAUAGUUGUGAUACAAGGUAGUCGCGUUGAAUUGUGCAGCAUCAUUUAUUCCGUCCAGAACUGACAAGAAAGCGUUUGUUGUUGGUCAAAAUGAACAACUGUCUAUAGUAGAACCUCUCUGAACUAGACACCCUCUCUGCACACACUUUUCUUAAAUUAUCUUGAAAUAAGUCAAUCUGAAAAGUUGUUUCAUUAACUUGGUUCUUCAUCAGCGUAACAGGUUUUUUAGGCCCACCCCAACAGCGGCAACAAAAGUCGGAUAGUGUGUAGUGUUUAGAUAUUCCACUCAGCUUCGUUAUUUGUUAGGUUUAGUUUAGUGGUCAUCAACCAUUACUGCCAUUUUAUAAGAUUCACUUUAAGAUGAGUUGUUAGUGUGUAGUUUUCGAGAUUUUCCUUCAGAGUAGUGUUGAUAGCAAUGAAUGAAAUAGCACAUAAAAUAUGUUCUAUAUUUUAUCACUUGUUUGAAGAUUUUGUGUGGAGUGUCUCUUUGUUCUCAGUUCAUAAAAUGAACUAUCAUGUAGAUGUUUUGCUAAUCUGUUACUUGAAAAAUUUCAUUCAUCUGUCCAAUCUCGGAGGGAAUCAUUCCUUUGAUAAUUUUGUACAGAUAUCAUUAUCGGUACGCACUUGAGUACACAUGAAUUGCAAGCAUUUUUCCCCCAGUCACUUGGUUGUGUAGCCCCUGCGACAAAAUUGGAUAAAACACAAAGUUCAUGCAUGUGAAUAAAGGACAGAGUUUUUUCUGAGUGCUGCAACUUCAUACUAUCAAAUACAAUUAAUUUAAAACAGGCCACAUAAGCAUGGGGCUGAGAGGGCUGAACCAACAUCGGGCAAAGGCAUACAGCGAAAUGACUGGAUACUGUUUAAGCAAAAGGAGCUCUCCUCUCGUAGAUGUGUUUGUAUCAACAUGUUAUGGUUGCCCAAAAAAAUUUUGUACCGUUUCCUAACGAAAUAAAUUUUGUUAUUGAAAUG